This is a messenger RNA of Lactuca virosa, 279 nucleotides long. The record is from the annotation of a GenBank genome assembly. Lineage: Eukaryota; Viridiplantae; Streptophyta; Magnoliopsida; Asterales; Asteraceae.
AUGAAAAUGAGUGACAAUAGCCCAUACAGUUCUGUGAAGAUGUUAUGUUAUCUUAUUGGUCUAAUCAUCUUCUUAAGCACAACCCAGUUAGGUGCUGUUGACAGCAGGGCCUUACGGCCGACACGAGUCAAUAUCAGCAACGGCGCUAACAGAGAUGAGGGAAUUGAGUUCAGGGUUUCUUCAAGCAUCAAAACGAAGGGUGGUGGCUUGCCGUUGAGGAAGAUGGAAUCAGCAUUCACAUUGGCUUCCGGGCCUAGUAAAAGAGGGCCAGGCCAUUAA